Messenger RNA from Debaryomyces hansenii CBS767, 2229 nucleotides. Its product is annotated as putative phosphotransferase. The record is from RefSeq and is a predicted model, not a curated record. The coding region runs from base 1 to 2229 and encodes 742 amino acids. Lineage: Eukaryota; Fungi; Ascomycota; Pichiomycetes; Serinales; Debaryomycetaceae. Gene Ontology annotation, biological process: carbohydrate metabolic process. The transcript has a single exon. Gene Ontology annotation, molecular function: kinase activity; phosphotransferase activity, alcohol group as acceptor.
AUGCCACCACAAUCAAAGUCUCACACUAGUCUUGCAUCCCGUAAAUCAUCGGUCUUUUUCAAUCAACCGCCACCACAACCAGAUGUUUACUACGUCGGGGUUGAUGUUGGUACCGGGUCAGCCAGAGCGUGUAUUAUUGAUACCAAUGGUAUAAUUCUUGGAUUGAGUGAAAGACCAAUCACUAGACACGAAUUGAAGCCUAACUAUAUCACUCAAUCGUCGACAGAGAUCUGGAACUCGAUUUGCUACUGUGUCAAAAACUGUAUCAGGGAGUCCGGAGUGGAUCCAAGCGAGGUUUUCGGUAUAGGUUUUGAUGCUACAUGUUCGUUGGUUGCGAUUCGCGAGUCGACAGACCAGCCAGUCGGUGUUGGUCCAGAUUUCAGUGACCACAAGGAGAACAUCAUUUUAUGGAUGGACCAUAGGGCCGUUGAAGAAACCGACACUAUCAAUGCCACCGGAGACAAGUGCUUGAAGUACGUUGGGGGGCAAAUGUCCAUUGAGAUGGAGUUGCCAAAGAUGAAGUGGUUGAAACACAACUUACCUGGAGGAAUCGAGGAUUGCAAAUUCUACGAUUUGGCAGAUUUUUUGACCCAUAAGGCUACAGGUUCUGAGGCCAGAUCAUUCUGUUCUGUUGUCUGUAAGCAAGGAUUCGUUCCAUUAGGAGUUGAUAGCUCUACUACGGGUUGGUCCGAGGAAUUUUUACAUUCCCUUGAUUUGGAUGAAUUGGUCGAAGAUAACUUCCGUAGAUUAGGAGGUGUUCCAGACAAGAAUGGUACUUAUUUGAGUGCUGGUGAUGUUGUUGGAAAAUUGAGUACUAAAGCUGCAGAAGAACUAGGCUUAACCACCGAAUGUGUUGUUGGUAGUGGUGUUAUCGAUGCUUAUGCGGGUUGGAUUGGUACUGUUGCCGCAAAGGUUGAUGUACCACAUUUACACGAAGAAGGUGAAACCUCAAUAGCAACUUCAUGUGGUAGAUUAGCAGCUGUUGCUGGUACAUCAACUUGUCAUAUUGCCAUGACUAAGGAACCAUGCUUUGUUCAAGGUGUUUGGGGUCCUUAUAAAGAUGUUAUGGCUCCUGGAUACUGGUUGGCUGAAGGUGGACAAUCAUGUACCGGUGCAUUGUUGGCUCAUGUUUUGUCAAAUCACCCUGCCCAUUCAGAAUUGGCACACUUAGCAGAUGCCUCGAAUAUUUCUAAGUUUGACUAUUUGAAUUCAACUUUAGAAAACUUGGUUAGUGAAAAUGAUAGUAGAUCAGUCGUCAGUUUGGCUAAGCAUAUGUUUUUCUAUGGUGAUUUCCAUGGUAAUAGAUCACCAAUUGCAGAUCCAAAAAUGAAGGCUUCAAUUAUCGGUCAAUCGAUGGAUACAUCAGUCAAUGAUUUGGCCAUUCAAUAUUUCGGUGCCUGUGAAUUUAUCGCUCAACAGACUAGACAAAUUGUUGAAGAAAUGAAGAAAUCCGGUCAUGAAAUUAGUUGUAUUUUUAUGAGUGGUGGUCAAUGUCGUAACGGUUUAUUGAUGAGAUUAUUGGCUGAUUGUACUGGCUUGGCAAUUAUCAUUCCUCGUUACAUUGAUGCUGCCGUUGUUUUUGGUUCUGCAUUAUUAGGUGCUGUCGCAUCUGAAGAUGCAGUUCGUGAACAUAUUGCUACAAGAGGUAAGUCGAGAAGGUCUUCGGUCUUAUCCACUCAAAAGUCACAAAGUAAUUUAACUGGUGGUGGCGGUCCUCCAUCUCCUUACACGGCGCCAACUGCUACAGCAUCGACGGCAAACAUAGCAGCUUUAGCUUAUGCUAAUGCCAACCCAGGCAGUCAACACUUGGAACCAACCCAGGAAGAAGGCGUUGAUUACUUUAACCAAGCUUCACAAAAACCGGCAAAGGCACUCUCAGAAGAUGAAGAUGAUUCAGAAGAAGAACAAACCUUAUCAUUUGGCUCGAAGCAAAAUGUUCAACAAGGUUUAUCUCAAAAAUUGAACAAGUUAGGUUUGAAGCCAUUAUCAACCCUCGAUAAGAAGAAGUCGACCGGUGAAGCACAACCUGGCGAUAAGUUAUGGAAAAUUAUGGAAAAGAUGACUGGCCCUGGUAGAGUAAUUUUACCUUCUAAGGAGAAUCACCCUGACCGUAGGUUGUUGAAUGCCAAAUACAAGAUUUUCUUAGAGCAAUGUUUCAAGCAACAAGAAUUCAGAAACAUGGUGGAUUUAGUCGAACAGGAAAACUUAAAAUCAUUAAAGAUUAAUUAG